AUGUCGAUCACAACUUGCCAGAAGGUGACGCUGAUAUCGUGUUCCGUGCUGUGCGUUUCUCUUUUCCUCCCUAAAAUAUUUUUAUCCAGAGGGAAAAGUGAAAUAGGGCAGCCGAUCGAGGUGGGGCCUGGGUUCUAUCCUCCUACGAUCCGCCGUCUCUCAGCACCAGAGGAUCCUGAGCAGUGGGGGGAGAGGCCCAUUAAGAUCCAGAGCGCUGAAGCCCUGGCCAAAGUGACGGGCAAGGGCAGAGCCAAGAAACAAAACCUGUUUGGUCAAGUCAUCCCCAUAUAUGGAUUCGGAAUUCUACUUUACAUACUUUACAUCAUAUAUAAGUUGACAUGUAAACCUAAAGGGAAGAAAGUGAAAUUGGAAUACACUUGUUCCACAUUUAAGCGUGAUAAUUUGGGGAGCAAGCUGGCAAAUGAAUAUGAGCUGAUCAGGCUGCAGGAACAACUGUUGGAGACUGAGAGGGAGAUGGAGGAGAUUGUCUCUGGGAAGCGAUCUGCUUCUGGCAACUGGAGAAAGAAGAGCAAGAGGUCAGUGUCCAAGAAGGAGGAGAAGCUUCUGAAGCAGCUGAAACACAUCACCCAGGUGAUCCAGGAGGGCCGGCUGGAGAUCGGCUCCCCGGAGAUGGAGGCGGAGGAGGUGCCCUACACGGCCGACUGGGAAGGCUACGACGCGGAGACCUACCCAGAUCACCCCGAGGGGGCCCGCAAGGACAGCGGCUGCGCCACGGUCAUCCUGAAGGUGCCUGAGUUCCCCUUGCCGACCGCCGAGGCUCUGGCCGAGAGGAUGGAGCCGGAAGAGGAGGAGAUUUUGGACAGGAAGCUUCACAUCGUCCGCGAGGAGGAGGAGGACGAGGAGGAGGAGGAAGAGGAUGAGGAGGAGAAUGACGAGGAGGAGGAGGAAGAGGAGGAAGAGGAGGAGGUAGACUUAGAAAUAGAGGAGGAGGAAGAUAAGGAAGACGAACAGGAGGAGGAUGAGGUGGAGGAAGCAGAGAAAAGGCUUCUGCUCAGCUCUCCUAUCCUCCUGCACACUGGAGAAGAAGAGGAGGAGAGGCUUGGCAUGGAAGUGAGCGAGGAGAUACGAAGGCGAGAGCCGGGUGCAAAGCACAUCAGCUUCAGUGACCAACGAGACGUCUUCCGCUACCCCAGAGAGGACCCCAACGGCAAGGAGAAGGAGAAGGAGACCGUAGCAGCGGAGGAGAUGGAAGACAACGAGGAGGAGGAGUCGGAGGAAGAGGACGAGGAAGAGGACGAGGAGGCGGACGAGGAGGAGGAGGGUGAAGGACAUGACCCUGCAGAAGAAGAGACCGACGAGGAGGACCCUGUGAUGGAGGCGGAGAGCUUGUUGUUCAGCCUGGAGGAGUCCGUAGACCCGGAGGCGGAGGCGGAGGAGCAGAGCGGGGACUACCUGUUGAUGCUGGAGGAUCCUCUGGGGGGCGCCGAGCGGCUGUUCCCGCCAGACCCGGCCCAGGGGCCUGGGAUCGCAGGACUCACUGGCUUGAGGAGCAGGACCAGGAGACCCACAUGA
This is a messenger RNA of Gadus chalcogrammus (walleye pollock), 1533 nucleotides long. RefSeq names its product RIC3 acetylcholine receptor chaperone a (gene ric3a). Gene Ontology annotation, cellular component: neuronal cell body; neuron projection; intracellular membrane-bounded organelle. The coding region runs from base 1 to 1533 and encodes 510 amino acids. Lineage: Eukaryota; Metazoa; Chordata; Actinopteri; Gadiformes; Gadidae. The transcript is spliced from 6 exons. The record is from RefSeq and is a predicted model, not a curated record. Gene Ontology annotation, biological process: protein localization to cell surface; synaptic transmission, cholinergic.